This is a messenger RNA of Pleuronectes platessa (European plaice), 5994 nucleotides long. RefSeq names its product SH3-domain GRB2-like 3a (gene sh3gl3a). Gene Ontology annotation, biological process: synaptic vesicle uncoating; endocytosis. The transcript is spliced from 13 exons. The coding region runs from base 702 to 1778 and encodes 358 amino acids. Gene Ontology annotation, cellular component: cytoplasm; presynapse; glutamatergic synapse. Lineage: Eukaryota; Metazoa; Chordata; Actinopteri; Pleuronectiformes; Pleuronectidae. Gene Ontology annotation, molecular function: protein binding. The record is from RefSeq and is a predicted model, not a curated record.
UUUCCGGGUGUGGACUUGAUUCCCCAGGUCUGACUGCAGUGUUGACUGACAAGUGCGGAGCAGUGCACUCGCUUGGCUCUUUGACGUAGAUUUCCUCUGUUUGGGGUUCGGUGGUUCCACGGAACAUUUCCCCCGGAGGUGAACGUUACACGGUCCACGAUGUCUGUGGCUGGGCUGAAGAAACAGUUCCACAAAGCCAGUCAGCAAUGCCAUUUUGGAGCUUUUGGAUGAGCUAAAGGCUGAUUUGGAGCCACCCACAAGAAGCAAUCACACAAUACCAUUGGCUGCAUGUUGGGCAACAACCCAUUGCUUCAGGAUUGCAAGCAUGCAUCAAUGUAAUUCAAAGUCAUUCCUCAUGAGCUGUUGAGGUUGCGCUUGUCUCCAGUGCAUUCUUCUCCUCCAGUGCGCUCUCCUCCCUCUCCAUUCCCCGACUGCUCCGUUGUGGGACUGCUUGUAUUGAGAGACCUCACCACUGCCUAUACCCCAUCUUCGAUCCCUCUUGCAAGGGCCAGAUACACUGGUGACAGCUGCCUGGUGUGAGCUACAAUGGCCCGAGUGUCACGCCUGAGCGCUCCUGCCACGGAGGAAACAGCUCUCACCUCCUGUGCAAUGGAUGGCAAUCCAUAUUGCUGCAGACUAGGCUACUAAGUGAGAAGAUCAGUGGGGCAGAGGGGACUAAACUGGAUGAUGACUUCAUUGAGAUGGAAAGGAAAAUUGAGGUGACCAACAAGUCAGUGUUUGACAUCUUGUCCAAAACAACAGAGUACCUCCAGCCUAACCCAGCUUCUCGAGCCAAACUCAACAUGCUGACAACAGUGUCUAAGAUCCGAGGGCAGGUGAAGACCACCGGCUACCCUCAGACUGAAGGCCUGCUGGGAGACUGCAUGCUGCGCUAUGGUCAUGAACUGGGAGAGGACUCCGUCUUUGGCUGUGCGCUGCUGGACAUAGGUGAGGCCAUGAGACAGAUGGCAGAUGUGAAGGACUCCCUGGACAUAAACGUCAAACAAAACUUUAUUGACCCCUUGCAGAAUCUACAGGACAAGGACCUCAAAGAGAUCACGCACCACCUGAAGAAGCUGGAGGGCCGCCGGUUAGACUUUGACUAUAAGAAGAAGCGUCGGGGGAAAAUCCCUGAUGAGGAGGUCCGCCAGGCUAUGGAGAAGUUUGAUGAGAGCAAAGAGCUGGCUGAGAGGAGCAUGUUCAACUUCCUGGAGAAUGAUGUGGAGCAGGUGAGCCAGCUGUCAGCACUGAUCGAGUCGGCCUUAGCGUACCACCGGAAGUCAUGUGAAAUCCUGGAGGAGCUGAGUGGAAAGCUGCAGAAGCGGAUAUCAACAGCCAACUGCCGUCCCAAGAGAGAAUUCAAGCCAAAUGCGAUAAGGAGCAACACAAACACUCUGGACAACAGUCAGCACAACGGCCUGGCAUACAGCUCCUCACUUAAAUCCACCGAUAUCCAGAUCAACCAAACAGUUAAUGGGAAAAGUAGGUGUACUUUUAGACAGUGUUCAGUUGAUCAUAUAACCACUGUAGUACUGUCAUGGCCUGAGAGCCCCACUACCAAUGGCAACCUGCAGCAGUCGGAGGUGCUUGACCAGCCGUGCUGUCGCGCCCUCUACGACUUCAAGCCAGAGAAUGAGGGCGAGCUUGGCUUCAAAGAGGGUGACAUCAUCAUCCUCACCAACCAGAUAGAUGAGAACUGGUAUGAGGGCAUGAUCUGUGGCGAAUCUGGCUUCUUUCCCAUCAACUACGUAGAGGUCAUCGUCUCCCUCCCUCAGUGACUCACCCCCGAGUCCUUUACCGACUCUGUCUUGCCUCAUCAUGUUCAGCCUCCGUCCUCAGCUCAACUCUGACCAGAAAAUGUACAAAGCUGGAUCAACCUGAAGCUGAAGGGAAUAUUUGGUCUGCUGAUUUUCAUUCGGAGCGGGAGAGCUAGUAGGUCUGUCCCAAGCCAACGUAAGAUCAGAUGACGUUAAAUAUUUUAGUUUUUAACAUUCACGAAACUGAAACCAAGUGAAAUUCAAGCCAUUAAGUGCGACACUCUGCCUGGUGGGAUCCGUUGUAUCCUUCAGGUCGGACCAAGGUCAAGAUGUCAAGCUGUUGUCAGACCCUGUCGUCCCUCCCAUGAUUCCCUCAGGUGAGAGAAGUUUAUCGCACUAGGCUGUCUGCCUGCCUUUGCUUGACGUGCACCAGUGGAAAAUAUGACUAUCGUUUAACCACUACAUGAAAGGCUUUAUUUACUUUUGUGUUAUAGUCACAUUAGGAACAUCAUAUACAUUCCAGGAUUUUAAUCCCAUUUUAGUUAUCCAAUUUUAAAAGGUUGGUGUUUGCAUUACAAAUCCACUCAUAGUGACAGUGUGAAGUGUCGUGGACACACACAGCUUACAGCCUACAGUACAGAUUUAGCCCAAUGAAUGAAGCGGUUAGACAGAUCAAAUCAGUUUGAUCAUCACAAUUACCCAGAUUGUUGUAUUUGUCUACAUCUUGAUAUAUUUUAGUUUCUGAGAUUUAUGCCAUCUUCCAUAUACAAUGAAGAACGUGAAUAUCACAAAUAAAAGAUAUUAAGCAGAUAUGAUUUGUUUUAAUGUGGGUGAACAAGGCCCUUUAAAAAGGGGAUGUGAGUCGAAGGCUGCCCUGUAUGUAAAAAAAGAGUGAAAAACAAUAGAUACAAAUAAAUAUAUACAUUGCAACCCAGUGCCCAUUGAGACACCAGUAUGGCUGCCAGAGUCCCACAUUUCCCUGAAGUUGUUUUGCAUUUUGAGAAGCAUUUUAUGUUCAGUAUUAUGUUCCAUACACAAGACUACUUUAACUGUUCAGGAUGCUUUGUGAGCACUUGGCAGACACAUGGCUGAGUUACCUAUUCUAGCUAGUUGGUGAGAUCAGGAAUGCGUUGACACUGCUUUAAAUCAGUCUACUGUGAGAGCAGGACCGAUGAUCAAACAGGUUUUAAAUAUCCAAUCGAUAUUUUUAUAUCAACAAUUGGUCAAACGACAACUCAUGACCCCACAGAGAAUUAUCACCAUCACUUGCAGCUCCCUUCAGCUCGAUAAGUUGAGUUUUCUUCUCAAGUAGCCAAAUAAAAUUGGUUCAAUGCUGUGUUAAACAAAUAUAUAACCAAAUAGGAUAACCAAACAUUCUAGGAAGAAAAAAAUGAAGGAUUCGGGUAGAAUAAUCAUCCACACUCUCAGUUGUAAACUUUGACUUGCAGUUUUGGAGCAUGACAUUUUACCUCCAAAUAAUCAGCAUCUUGUUUUACGGCCCGUCUCAGCGUCUGAUAGCUAAUUCUUGACCUCGGACUUAGUGGCAGCGGUGUUUCCAUGCUCCCCGAUCUGAGUAGCUACAAAGUUACAUGUAAGUUUAAAUGAGAGAAAAGAUCAACAAUCAUGAAUAUAGCAUCCAAAUAGUUCUGAACCAAAAUUAUCCUGUAAAAUGUGGAUUUAAAACUUAUGGAUGUGUGCUGUCUUUAGCUGGCUCUAUAUGUACACUCAAAACUCCAUUGCUAUUUAUUUAAGAUUUUUUUUUAUAGUUUUGUGAACAUUUGCACCAAUCACCUCACACUCCAGCAGGAUGGUGUAUAUUAGUUCUCCUCUAUUGUUGUAACUCUUUACCUUACUGUUCACGUCUUCUGUCUUUAUCUGACUGUCUGUUCGCCAUCUGUGCUCUUAUUUCUCUCUCUCUCUCUCUCUCUCUCUCUCUCUCUCUCUCUCUCUCUCUCUCUACAAAAGAUAUAUGUACAUGCACCUUUUUGUUGUUUGUUUGAAGUUUUUACACUUAUUCAGCAUUGCACUCUGUGUUGAUCUCGAUGUGGUUAAAAUCACUCUCAGAUAUAUAAGUGAUGUCCAAAUGGAAGAUACUUAGAUUUCUAUAAUAACAGUUUUUUUUUGUAUUCUAUAAUAAAUCUACCAUUUCAAUCAUUGUAAUGUAGAAAAACUCUUAAAUCUGACAUAUACAAAUUGUGGAAGUAGAUGAGCCAGUUACCUUGUGAGACUCAGUCCAGCUCUUGUUAGCCAGUGAUAAGCAGUAGAUAAGUAAAGGCCUACAGUAACUGCGUGGCCAUGCUGAUAAAGCUGUUAAUUUAGGAAGUCCCAUCGUGGCAUACAUUGGUAAAACACUUGAUAACCAGCAGUCAUCUCUCCUUUAAUAGAUGUGGUGAGUUAAAUGCUAUCAGACAUGAAGGUGCAAGAGCUUAAUUAACGUCAGCUCUCAAAGGAGGAAAGGAAGCUUUUAUUUACCUCUGCUGCAGAAAAUGACAGCUCUUUAUCUAUGGUAUCCUGUUUCAUAUGUUUCUUUUUUUUCAAUCAUAUUUUAGGAAGAACAUUUCUUGUUUUGUUAUAUGUUCCUGUAUUCAAAGUUUACAAUGUUUAUCUGUAGGAUAAUCUGUAGCAAUAACUCUAUUAGUGAUAUAUCAAAGUGAAGUCUGCUGCUAGCUUCUCUCAGCAGGUUUACAUUAAAAACUGUCCAGCUGCUCAAAGUUCAUAGUUUAUUUUCUCCUAUACUAAGUUUAACAACUGCCAUUAGAAAGGACUUUGUACAAUUUAUUUUCAAAAAUGUGCGACUCCCUUGUAUUUGUGCAAAAACUGCAUUACUAUCACAGUCCUUAAAAAUCACUCUGUUCAGAAUUCUAUAAUUUACAGCUUAUAUCAGUUUGUUUAGAUUUUGGCUCAUUUAUUGAUCAAUUUAUCAUUUUGACUCUGACCAACAAUCGACAGCAGCAAAGGCUCAUGGGUGUUGUAGUAUUUGGAGCCACCCAGAACAUGCCACAGAGCACCAGCACAAAACAACAUGAGAGAGUCUUGCCUAAGUUAUAACCAUUGUAUUAUCUCAGAGAGUCGUGUGUAGAGAGCACUGUCGACUCCCUGCUUUGAAACAUUCAAUGUUUUGAGCAGCAAAGACAGUCCAUUCUCAAAACUAGCAAAGCAGAGGGGAAUGGGAUUAAUGAGUACCGGUAAAUGAAAAGUAUUUCUGUUAAAAAAACAACUUUUCAGCUGAGUAGUGGGUGUGACAUUACUCUUUUGUGUUACUGGUGUAUUUAUUGCUUCAUCUCAGCACAGGUAUUUUGACCACACUUUAACUUUUAGCUUCUUUUACUAGUGAGCAGCCUUUAUUUAUUCAACUCUUAUUUGAAUACCAGCUUCGAUUUGAGAUUGAAUAGUACUCAGAAUAUUAUUAUGACAGAGCCCUUCUUUUCCCUCCAGACUUGUGUGCCUCUCCAUAGUUUUGAUUUACUUACUUUACAUACUUACUAUGUGAAAAGACACAACUUCAGACCUAAACUCAGGUUUGGGUGUUUGUCCCAGUAUGCACUCGAUGGACUACAUUCUUAUUCUAUGUGAUAUAAUUUCAUCUUCUAUUGUAAAUGGAAAAAUGUUAGUUUAUAUUUAAUGGAAAGAAAAUAAAUAAGAUGUAUUGGAUACUUACUGUUGGCUUGCAAUUGCUAAAAUGUUCAACGUGUUGCAUGAUAAUUACUUCUUUACUUUCUAAAGAUUGUUAUCAUGGAUUGUGGAUACUGGGCAGCUCCUAGCACAAGGUGCUGUCUGCAUCACAGUCACAGUACUUCACAGAAAAGAAAGGUCAUCAGAUUAUUUAAUCCUGCAUCCAGUCUCUAGAAUAUAACAGGGGAAAACUUGUUUGAAGAGAUUUUUUCUAUAAAUGUAGCUUCUAUAGAACAACUGGUAGAAUCCAUAUGAGCUUCAUUUCCAAAGUGUUUGACUUUUUUAGAAUUGAGACUGGAAGCAAGAUUACACUGUUUUAAAGUAUUAUUUGUUUUACAGUUUCUCUAUGAAUUACUUGUUUAUACCCUAAAACAAGAACACUGUACCUCUGAUAGCCUUUCCACAAGAGUCUCAUUUUACAACCAACUUGUAGGUGAAGGAAAAUGGCUGCGCAGUUCUGCUUUAUAUUUUUUUUCAGUAGCAUAAUUAAUGCAAAUAGUGUUUUAUAGAUGUUGUAAAUUAAUAUAUUAAUAUGUAUAUUGAGUAAAUAAAUGACAAGCAAGUA